Cylas formicarius (sweet potato weevil) is the source of this 1189-nucleotide messenger RNA. RefSeq names its product cysteine-rich hydrophobic domain-containing protein 2. Lineage: Eukaryota; Metazoa; Arthropoda; Insecta; Coleoptera; Brentidae. Bases 273 to 773 code for a protein of 166 amino acids. The record is from RefSeq and is a predicted model, not a curated record. The transcript has 4 exons.
UGCCUUUAACUCCACAAAAGUAGUUGGGCCACUGGCCUCGAGGCGUCGCCUGUGGUCCAUAAUAAAACACAUCCCAAGGGCGCAAACGCGAAGGGUUUUUAUCUUUAUCUAUAAUUUUAUAUAACUAUGGCCGUGCUUAUGAGAAGCCGAAAGUAAACAAAGAAGUUUGUGAAGUCUUUACUCAAAAAAAAAUCACCAAUACCUUAGCCUUUAGGGAACUGUGGCCAACGUCGUCUUCAAGUCAGAGUUGUUGUUUACAUUUUUACGUAUACAUGGAAGGUUUUGAUGCCAUAUACUACGAAGAAGAGGUAGAAAAUAACGAGGAAACGGAACCAGCUGAUGUAUCGCUGGUACCCGAUCCUGUUAUCAUAAGAGGUGCUGGUAACAUGACAGUAUUUGGUUUAAGCAAUAGAUUUAGCACUGAAUUUCCCAGCGGGUUAGUGUCGAGAGUGGCACCUGAGGAAUUUAAAGAAACUGUCAUGAGGAUAAAUGGUAUUUUAAAAAAGACUUUACCUGUCAAUGUUAAAUGGUUAUUUUGUGGUUGUUUAUGUUGCUGCUGUACAUUAGGUUGUUCUUUAUGGCCUGUUAUUUGCCUUAGUAAACGUACACAACAUUCCUUGAAUAAAUUACUGGAAUGGGAAAAUAGCUAUUUAUAUAACAAAUUGGGAUUACACUGGCGUUUAAGCAAGCAACAAUGUGACUCUUCCUCCAUGAUGGAAUAUGUGAUUUUAAUAGAAUUUUUGCCAAAAGUCCCCAUAUAUCGGCCGGACUAGCACAGCCUACAUAUCAUAAUCUUUGGUUGAAAUUUUAAACUGAAUCUCUUUUACUCUGUAAAUAAUGAUAUAUGUGAUAAUAGACAUAUUAUAUAAAAUGUGUGUUACUUUUGGGGAGAACACCAUAGUUUUUGUACUUCUGUUUAAAUUGUACAGUUCACUAGAAUAGUUUAACUUUAAUGGAUUGUGUAAAGCUAAAUGCAUUUAUUCAUCUAUUUGAAUAUGUAGUAUUAAUUUUUUUCCUGUUAUUUAGUGCAAUUAAUCAUGUUAUCUUUAAGCAAUUUCGCAGUAAUAUAAGUAGUUAUUAAUUGAUAUUGUUAUUAUAUGUUUGUACCAAGUUGCUGCAUUGUUUUGUAAACUUUUUUCAUUAGUUGUUAACAUUAUUGCCCAAUCAGCUAUUUUUAGUGAGAAGUUAA